CUCUAGAUCUCUCUCUCUCUCUCUCCAUUUAAUUCUUUUUCGUCCUCUCUCUAUUUAACUCAAUCACUACAAACUCAUAAUCAAAUAAAAACAAUAAAUAAUUAACAGAGACCGGCCUUCACCUAAGUCAGAAGCUUUCUCUCUCCCUCUACAUAUUUCGUUCUUCUUGAAACGCGGAAAUGAGCGAGAAGUGGAAGCUGUCUAAAAAGGAUGCAUCAGAUGCAUCGUGCUCAUCUUCUAGUUCCUCUAAAUCUAAGUUCUCUAGAAGCUUCUCGACGAGUGCUUCCUCCACAAAGGCUCCCGCAUUCGUACGGAGCUCAUCCACCAAAUGUUCAGUGACAUCUUCUUCCUCUUCCAUCUCAAGAAGCACCUCGAAGAAAGAGAAAGGAUCAUCAUCAUCAUCAUCUUCCAUCACCCAAAAGUACAGUAACUUGGCCAAAGAACAGAAAGGAAGGUUUUAUAUCAUGAGAAGGUGUGUGGCUAUGCUUGUAUGUUGGCACAAACAUGAUUCCUAGCCUACACCUCAUGCAAUUUAUAUUCUUUUCGUUUUGGCAUUAGAUCAGUUUGAUUCUCUACUCUAGGUUGCUACAAGUUUCUAUAAUAGUACAUUGUAAAGACCCUUGCAAGAAAGAGUUUCUUUUGAUAAUUAGUACUAUAUAUUUUACAAAAAAAAAAAGAUAAUU
This is a messenger RNA of Raphanus sativus (radish), 683 nucleotides long. Its product is annotated as small polypeptide DEVIL 9-like. The coding region runs from base 180 to 515 and encodes 111 amino acids. Gene Ontology annotation, biological process: negative regulation of cell population proliferation. Lineage: Eukaryota; Viridiplantae; Streptophyta; Magnoliopsida; Brassicales; Brassicaceae. The record is from RefSeq and is a predicted model, not a curated record. The transcript has a single exon.